AUGACGUGGAUCAGUAUUUUGUACAUUCCAAUUAUAAUCAUGUUUUUCUAUUGGAAUAAUUUAUUAUGGUGUUAUGUUUUUGGUGUAUUAACCGUAUCUUCUUUCUUCUUGGGAUGUUUAAUUGUUAUGUUCAUAAACAUCGCACUUUCUCCGAAACAUCAAACUGGAGCAACCACUAUAAAAACAAUUGCAGAAAUGGAUGCUUUUCAUAAUUUGUUAAUGAAAGGAUAUGUAGUUAAAGCUACAAAUUCUAAGAAGCAUAUUAGAUAUCCAUUAGUUUUUACUCGUAUGGUGGAUGGUGCUUUGCAGAAUUUAUUAGACUUAGUUUUUCAGGACUUUGUUGGUCUAUGGCUAGAUGAAUUAGCUUUUAAUUCUGAACAUAUACUAGACAAUAUGAAACAAGAUAUAUGGGGAGCCAUUCAAACUCUUCAUGAUCGUUUGUCAAACGUAGAUCAUACAAAACUAGUUGUUUGUAACAUAGUCAAUAAGAUUACAUUUCAUUUUGAGAAAAUUAGAAUUGCUCAAACUGCAUCGAUGCAAGGUGAAGAUCCAGUAUUUAUUUUAUCUACACAUUUAAUGUCACCCACAGCUGAAUUAGACUACUUAAAAAAAGUCAGUGAAUUAUAUAUUUUAUUUUUGUUACCACCUUGUUAUUCCCUUGCACCAAUAAAAUAUUUAUUGAGAGAAAUUCUUGCAUGUAAAAUACUAAAACCAGUAAUAGAUUUAAUUACAAACCCAGACUAUAUUAACCAAAAGAUUUUGUCAUAUAUUGAUCAGCAACAGCUUGCAGAAGCAAUGCAUAGAAAAACGUAUGAAUAUGCUAAAUCAUUUGAGGAUUUUAUUCGUAUGAUUAAAAGCUCCAAAGAUUUAGAAGUUUUGAAACAUAUCAGAUAUAAUAUCGUAACUGAAAUUAUGCAAGCUACAACUGUACAAAAUGUUAAAAGAGCCCAAGGCUUAGAUUCGGAUAAUAAUGCAUUUGGAAAGUCUGAUGCCAUUCAGGCACGAAAAUUAAAAAGAUAUAUCAGUCAACUAACAUAUGCUAAAAACACAUGUGAAUGUCAUAUGCAAUCAUUAGGAUGGAAUGGAUAUCCUGUUCAGGCUAGUGAUGUAAUUGAUGCAGCAAUGAUUACAGAAGAAAGAAUUUUACCAUUGCAAUAUAUUUUAGAUAGUGUAAUAGGUAGACGAUACCUAUCUCAAUUUCUUGAACAAGUUGCUAGUCAAGAUUUAAUUGGGUAUUGGGCAGCGGUACAAGAGUUACGUAGUGCUGAUAAGUCUAAUUGGCAUCAAUUAGGGGCUGAAAUAUUUUAUACUUAUAUUACAUCUUCAACUGCCGAAAUAAAAGUUGAUAGAACUAUUCGUAAAAAAAUGGAAAGUUUUUUACUAGGUGAUAUAGGACCUAAUGUAUUUUAUGAAGUUCAAGAUAAUGUUGUUAAAACUUUGGAAGAAAAGUAUUAUCCUUCAUUUGUAGUUAGUGAACAAUACAAAAAUAUGCAAGAAGCAUUGCUUAAUGAAAGAACAGAUGAUCUAGCUGAGGAUCGACGUAUGGGAAAUGGAACAUUAUCGGAAAAUAUGUCUUUACUGGUUGGAGAACAUUCGAACUAUGCUCGUAGCAAAUUGGACCAAUUACAAGAAAAAUUAAAUAAUAAAAUGCAAGCUUUACAAGCACUAAAAUCGUCAUUGAAACCAGAGAGUAAGGUUUUAAAUUUUUUAGCUAAAGAAGUUGAAUGGUUACAAAGCGAGAAAAAGCAAUUAGAAGCACAUUUAACUCAUACGGAAAUGUGGGCAGAACAUUUGGGUCAUUGGAGAGCAGAAGUACAAAGUGCAGAAAUACCAAGUAAUGGAGAGCCACCACAAUUUGUUUUGGUUGUCCAUAUGGCAGAAGGUGAAGAUAACAGUGAAAGCAUAUAUAGUGGUUGGGUUGUACUGAGAAGGUUACAAGAUUUUCAGGAUCUUCAUAGAAAACUUCGUCAACUAUGUUCUAAUGUAAAAAAUUUAGAUUUACCAUCACAACCUUUAAAAUUUUUUGGAAAAUCUGAUAAAAAUACUUUGGACAAAGCUAAAUUACAAAUACAAAAAUAUUUAAAUUUUGUUUUAGAAGAUGAAAAAUUAAACCAAAGCGAGGCUUUAUAUACAUUUCUUAGUCCUAGUUCAGAACAUCUAAAAUAUGCUCCUCCUUCUAAAAAAUCUCGAUUUUCUUUAUCAACAUUAUUCAAAACAUCUAAUAAUAAUAAUGAGCUUCGUGAUAAGGAAGAAGAAGAAGAUUACUCAUUGUUAUUAGAUGAUACUGAUAGUAAUCGAUUAGCUACUGAUGGAUGUCUAAAUAUCAAUAAAGAUACAAUAGCUGAACCUCUUUAUACGCUUUUAAGUGAAAUUUUUGAUCUGCGAGGAGUAUUUCGAUGGCUUCAACGAUCAUUAAUUACGUUUGUUCAAAUUACCUAUGGUCGAACUAUAAACAGGCAAAUCAGAGAUACUAUUGCAUGGGUGUUCUCAGAACCGAUACUUCAUUAUUACAUACAAUUAUUUACAAAAUCAUGGUGGCCAAAUGGUCACUUAAUUUUUGAAACAGUAUCUCGUACAGACGAAGAAAAAUUAAAAACUCGAGGUGAAGCACGAAGACAAUUUUUAAAUAAUAUACCUGACGUGUUAACAAAUUUAGUAGGAACGCAAAGUGCUCAACGCGGUGCAAUUAAAAUUUUUGACUCCUUACAGAACGUGAAUUUAAAUAAACAGCUGUUUUAUGAUGUCUUUGAAGUUGUAAUGUAUGAAAUAUUUCCAGAAUUUAAACGAAUACAGUAAAUUUUGAAACAUAAGUUU
This is a messenger RNA of Eufriesea mexicana, 2814 nucleotides long. Its product is annotated as sorting nexin-25. The transcript has 11 exons. Gene Ontology annotation, cellular component: intracellular membrane-bounded organelle. Gene Ontology annotation, molecular function: phosphatidylinositol binding. The coding region runs from base 1 to 2796 and encodes 931 amino acids. The record is from RefSeq and is a predicted model, not a curated record. NCBI's taxonomy places the organism in Eukaryota, Metazoa, Arthropoda, Insecta, Hymenoptera, Apidae.